UUUGCAGACCGCUUGCUGUACAUCUACACCUCGGGCACGGAGGGCCUUCCAAAGGCGGCCAUCAUCAAGCACAGUCGCUUCAUUUACAUGGGCGCCGGGUCGCACUACAUGCUGGCCAUGACCGAGGAGGACAUUCUCUACACCAGCCUACCUCUCUACCACCUGGCCGGCGGCACGGUGGGCGUCUGCCAGGCGGCCAUCUUCGGCAACACCAUGGUCAUUCGCAGCAAGUUCUCCGCCUCGAACUUCUUCAAGGACUGCGUCAAGUACCGGUGCACCGUCGCCCAAUACAUUGGCGAAAUCUGCCGGUACCUGCUGGCCCAACCCGAGUCGCCCUACGACAAGACGCACUCCCUUCGACUGCUCUUUGGCAACGGCCUCCGGCCGAACAUCUGGCGCGAGUUUGUCACCCGCUUUAACAUUCCCCAAAUUGGCGAGCUGUACGGCUCCACCGAAGGCAAUGCUAGCAUGAUCAACGUCGACAACACCGAAGGCGCCUGUGGCUUCAUCUCGCAGAUCGGCUCCUUCCUCUACCCUGCCAAUCUGAUCAAGGUGGACGAGAAGACGGGCGAGCCGAUCAGAGACCGAAACGGCCUCUGCAUCAAGGUCUCCGCCAAUGAGACGGGCGAGUUUGUCGGCAAGAUUAUCGAGAACGACCCCAGUCGCGCCUUUGACGGCUACGCCAGCAAGGACGCCACCGAGAAGAAGAUCAUCCACAAUGUCUUCAGCAAGGGCGACGCCGCUUUUGCCUCGGGCGACCUCCUCACGAUGGACCGCUUCGGGUACCUCUACUUCAAGGACCGCUGCGGCGACACCUACCGCUGGAAGGGCGAGAACGUCUCGACGAUGGAGGUGGAGGCGAUCAUCAGCAACAUCCUCAACCUCUCCGACGCCAUCGUCUUCGGGGUGCCGGUGCCCGGGUGCGAGGGCAAGGCAGGCAUGGCCGCCAUCCUCGACCCUGAGCAGCGUGUAGACCUGGAGCAGCUGCUGGAGAAGCUGCGCGCCAACAUGCCCCUCUUCUCCGUUCCCGUCUUCAUCCGCCUGGCGAAGCACUUCGAGAUGACGGCCACGCACAAGCUUCCAAAAGUGACGCUGAAGCGCGACGGUUACGACCCCGCCGCUACCGCCGAUCCGCUGUACAUGCUCGACGCAAAGCAGGGCAAGUACGUGCGCAUUGACCAGGCCCUCUACGAGGACAUUCAGAAGGGCGUCGUCAAGUUCUAG
This is a messenger RNA of Rhagoletis zephyria (snowberry fruit fly), 1224 nucleotides long. Lineage: Eukaryota; Metazoa; Arthropoda; Insecta; Diptera; Tephritidae. The record is from RefSeq and is a predicted model, not a curated record.